AUGGCCAGGAUCGCUCUUAUUUCUGUUCUCAUCUUCUGGGCAGCCACACGGCAGGGAAGGGGAAAUGAAAUUACAGAAAAAGGCCUCUCUUUGCUAGGGUACCAUCUGUGCAACUAUAGCCUGACCAAAAAUGUGUUUAAAAUGGUUGCCUACCAAAAGUCCUAUGAGAAAAGCACUUCCUGUGGAGGAUGGAUACCAUGGAUGGUGUGUCCCCGGACAUACUAUAAAACGCAGUAUCAUACUGUUGAAGUCCCUGAAACCAUCACUCUUACAGAUUGCUGUGAAGGAUAUGAGCAAGUUGGACUCUACUGCUCUUUAGCACUCAAUAGAUCCAGUGUAUUUGCCUCAAGACCUGGUAUUUGUCCAAUGGAGAAUAUGGAAACAUCUGAUUAUCCUUGCAUGUUCGAUACUGAAUGUCCAGGGCUUAAAAAAUGCUGCAACUCAUCCAAAGGAACAGGCUGUGUGGAUCCAAUGCCAGAGGGAAGAACAUUCUGGUACAACGCGACAGUGCUUGUGAAAAUGGAUUUUAAUGAAUUAAUCAGAGUGGAUUCCCACCUUCUGAAUCAUUCACGCCUUUUGCACUCCAUGAUUACUGGUGCGUUACAGCCCUUGAAUGCCUCUGUGCACCAUAUCCAGAGUAACCGUGCAGAUGUAUACGCUGGGACAGUGGCCUCCCAGGUUCUCAUUGGACUGCAUCAGCCAGCUCCGCUAGCGGAGGUUUCUUCUUCCUUGAAGGACAUCGUGAAGCGUGUGUAUGAAGUGAUUGACACAGAAGUGCAAGAUGUCAAUGAAUGCUCCUAUGUUGAAUUCAACGCUUGUCCCGAGAAAAACACCUGUGUAAAUCUGGAGGGUUAUUACAGCUGCAACCCUCAGCACGAACAUGCAGAUGUCAACCCUCACCAGCUGACCCCAAGAAAGGAAGGCAUGACAGCAUCUACUCCAAGUUCAGCAUUGGAUCUCAUUAACGCUAGCAAUAGCUCUCUGUCUAUAAGUAAUUCAAGUCUCUUGUCCAUAACUAACCAAGCCACAGAUGCUGGGUGCUACUCCUCUGCGGUUAGAAACCACCGAAUCUUCAGCGUUACCAGCAACGGUUUUGAAAUGUCCUGGCAUGUCACUUCUACUCUGAACCAUACUUUCCAAGUCCAAGUGUUAAAGGGCAAAGAGAUUAUACAAAACUUGAAGACAGAGGAAAUGAAAAUGGACGUGUCUGGACUGGAAGCAGGUGUGAUGUAUUCAGUAGAGAUCAGCUAUGAAACCUGUGGAAAAACCAGCAUCUCCCAUCAAAAUGUUAAAACAGAUGCCAAGAUAUUUGGUGUUACUAUGAGGAUUCUCAACUACAACUUCACUGAUGAUUUCCAUAAUGCCAGCAGCUCAGCGUAUGAAGAAUUUUCAAGACUGUUGCUUACAGAGCUUGAAAAUUCAUUUCCAGCCAACAUUUCUGCUUUAUACAAGUCUGGGAAGCUGAAAGUGCAGACCGAAUCCCUGCAAGCCGGAAGCAUCAUUGUGAGGCUCAGAAUCACUGUGCAGGACCCCGAGUUCCCAGUCGAUGCCUCCACAUUUGCCCCGGUGCUUUCUUACCUAUACAAUGGCUCUGCGCUUUUGGUGGAUCAGCAAAACACUGCAGUAGAAGACUGGGAUGAAUGUGCUUCUCAUGCCGAGAAUGACUGCUCUGUGUUUGCAGAGUGUAUCAAUUUGAUGGGCUCGUACCUGUGCAGAUGCAAGACAGCCAUGGAUACCAAUCCAUCCCGACCUGGAAGAAACUGUGAGGGUGAGAUUUUGGACCCUCUCACAGAAACAACGGCUCCUGAAGUAACAAACAGCACAGAGUUUGUUCCCGAAGAAGGAAACCCUGCAGCCCCCGCUUCCCCUGCCACCACCAAGAUGGUGGGAGCUGUGGGCUCUGAGAUGAGCACCCCCGUAUACCUCCCUGCUGCACUGCCCCCGGGUGACAAGCCAGUGCCCCACGGUCAUUCUCCCACCAGUGCUGCUCCAGCCCCUCGGAGAAAAGGCCUGGCACCACAGAUGGGCUUCGGCAGGGACAACAGCCCCACGGCCACGGGCGUCGCAGCCAGCAAGGAACUGCCCGUGACCACAGGGCGGCGGGCGGCCGUAAGUCCAUCACAGCGAAGCUCUGUGGCAGAGGCUUCCCCCGGUGCAUCACAGCGAGCGGCUGCUCUCACAAAUGCGCCCAUGGGCACAGCUGGGCAAGAGCAGCUCAUUUUGCCGUUGCUGCUGUUUCCAAAUCAAACAGCCUUUGCUACCACUAGAAGUCACACAGCUUUUGAUGUGCCUCAAGCCAGCUCUCAAGGUGGUCCUGGUACAGCUCUGCCGGCCAGAGGGGAUGCUGGCGUUCCCACCCUCAAUGCCACUCUCAGAGCACAUGUAGAAACGGAAAGAGAGAACAGCUCUUGGUCCGAGAAAUACGCUGCAGCCCUGGGGUCACCAGCUCUGCCAGGCGCCUCUCCAGCUCCCAGCCCGAUGCCAGGCCCAGCCAUGGACCGCACUGUCCAGAAACUUAGAGGCACAGUACGGAUAACAAAUGUGAAAUACUCUCCGGGCUUUAGCAAUACAAGAAGUGAAGAAUACCAAACCUUUGCACAGCUCUUUGUUGAUGAAGUACAUAAAUCUCUGCCCCUUGAGGUUCUUCAGCAGAUGGAUGCUGGUCUGAUUAAAGUGUUGAUAACGAGUGUUACUAAUGGGAGUACAGUGGUAAGUUUCAAUUUACUGAUUGCAGAAGAUGUGGAUAUCUACUACAUCAUCACCACUUUUCGUGAUGCCUUUGAACACAGCUCCUAUUUCACAGUUGACAAGAGCAAUCUCUCCAUAAACGAUUAUGAUGAGUGCAAAAGCGAAGAAGAUGACUGCUCCCCGGAUGCAUCGUGCCAUAACACACUUGGGUUUUACCAGUGCAGCUGCAAUGAAGGAUUUGCUGAUGUGCAUCCAGAAAGGCCUGGAAGAAGCUGUGAAGCAUUUCCUAUCAGCCAAGAGGCAACACUGACGGAUAAGAAACCUGUACACAACACAGCUUUACCUGCAACAUCUUUGCAAACUUCAACUCGUGUUUCCUCCCCUGCUUCCCUGAACUUCUCUACUGCUGAGCACAAAGCUCUGGAGAAGACCACGUUCUCCAGCGUGGUGCUGCCUCCUCUCACCACGGAUCCUGUGUCAACUCCCGACGCUUAUCCUCAAGCAUCUCCUGUCCCCCUCGUUAAACCUGCCCAGGAGGUUUCCAUUAAAGAUGCUGUGAGAGUGUUCUGUGAAAUCGAGAAGAUUGUCCUUGCUGUCCAGAAGAGAUUUUUACAGCAGGAGUCUAUCCCGGAAACCUCCCUGUACCUGGGGGAGCCUCGCUGCAACGUGAGCAUCAGCAAUGGCACUCACGUUGUGCUGCAGGCAGGCUGGAGCGACUGUGGCACUGAAGUUGAGACUAACAUGACUAAUACUGUAGUGAAAACCAUCCUUCGGAAUGAUGUUUCUGCUCAGGGAGUAAUCCACCAUUUAAAAGUUGCCAGUCCCGUUCAUUGUGUGUUUCAAAACAAUCUCUUGACUUCCUCUGGAUACACUGCAGAAGGAGUUUACACCAUCUUUGAGGAUUUGCAUGGAUCUGGACACUUCAGAACAGAAAUGCAGUUGUUUAUUGGCAACUCCCCAGUACCAAAAAAUUUCAGUGUCUCUGCCAGUGAUGAUGUUCUGAUUGAAGUGGGGAUCCAGAGAGCAGACAGCAAGCUCAAGGUGGUCCUCACUGACUGCUGGGCGACUCCAACUAACAAUUCAGUGGAUCCCCGCUCAUUUCCUUUUAUCAGCAACAGCUGUCCCAUCCCAAAUACGUACACCACACUGCUAGAGAAUGGGAAUUCAAGCAAAGCACAGUUUAAGAUGAAAAUUUUUUCCUUUGUCAACAAUUCUGUGGUUUACCUACACUGCAAAAUACGUAUUUGUAUGGAGACACCAGGAAGUACCUGCAGGACGAGAUGCCAUGCGGUUCGAUCCCUGAAGACUGGUGAAACCAUUGCUACGUACAGAACAUCCUGGGGACCCCUAUGUAAAUUGGCUGCAUCUGAUUUGAAGAGAGAGAAGGAGGCUGGGAUGGGAGCUGGAUACAUCAUCCUCAUUGCCUUUGCUGUGUUUGGUUUUGUGCUGGGAGUUGUGAGCCUUUUCAUUUUCCAGUACCAGCGAAAGAUGGGAAGAUACAACUUCAGAAUCAAGUCUGACAACUUCAGCUACCAAGUGUUCUACGAUUAG
Molecule: messenger RNA, 4239 nt
Organism: Aptenodytes forsteri (emperor penguin)
Lineage: Eukaryota; Metazoa; Chordata; Aves; Sphenisciformes; Spheniscidae
Gene: UMODL1
Product: uromodulin like 1
Exons: 21
Coding region: 1-4239 (1412 amino acids)
Cellular component (GO): extracellular region; cell surface
Molecular function (GO): protein binding; calcium ion binding; peptidase inhibitor activity
Source: RefSeq, a predicted model, not a curated record